GGGUUUGUUGGAUUCUUAGCCCAAAAUUGACCUCUCUUCCCUAACUCCGGCCGAAAACCUCUUCUAGAAGCAAAUUUCUCUCUCUCUCUCUCUCUCUCUCCCUCUUUCUCUCUCUGUGGAAAAAUGGCUAUGGCAAUGUCGUCUUCUUCAUCGUCAUCAAGUGGGGUUACAGAGAGAAGGGGCAUUUGUUUACCUGCGGCUGCUUUCGUGGAAGAUGUCCAGACCUAUCUCUCCCAAUUAGGUCUCGAUGUCAACUCUUCCCUCUCUUUCCUCCAAGAAAGGCUUCAACAAUAUAGAUUGGUUGAGAUGAAACUUCUUGCACAGCAGAGGGAUCUUCAGGCGAAGAUCCCGGACAUUGAGAAGUGCUUAGAUGUAGUUGCUACUUUGCAAGCUAAGAAGGGUACUGGUGGGGCAUUAUUAGCUGAUUUUGAAGUGUCAGAAGGCAUCUAUUCCCGAGCACGCAUCGAGGAUACUGAUUCAGUAUGUUUAUGGCUGGGAGCAAAUGUCAUGCUGGAGCACUCAUGUGAAGAGGCCACUGAUCUUCUACAAAGGAAUUUGGAAAAUGCUAGAGCUAGUUUAGAAGUUCUUGUUACAGAUCUACAAUUCUUAAGGGAUCAAGUGACCAUUACUCAGGUCACAAUUGCUCGCAUAUACAACUGGGAUGUACAUCAACGCAGACUUCGACAAGUUUCUGCUGCGAAGGACUCUUGAAUUUUUUUUUGCUACACCGAGAUAAGAGGUGGCAGAACGAACUUUGGUAGCCAAGAGUAUGGUUCCAAUUUCUCUUAUCCAUUAUUUUAGGUGGUAGGAUUUCCUUUCUUACAUUUUUUUCUUUUUUUUGUUGUGAUAUUAUUGGAUGAAUUCUUAUCUCAUUUGUGUGCUUCUAGUUCUGAAUUUUGAUCAAUUGAGAUUUGAGAUAGUUCCGUUGUGUAAGAAAAUUGCCAUUAUUCAGACUUUAGCUUUGUUGCAUGAUAUGAGGUUCUUUGGGAUUGAGCUGUAACAAUAUAUGACAGUCAAAAUUCACAACAAUUUGGGUUAACGUUAUGUUUUC
This is a messenger RNA of Camellia sinensis, 1051 nucleotides long. Its product is annotated as prefoldin subunit 3. Gene Ontology annotation, molecular function: tubulin binding. The record is from RefSeq and is a predicted model, not a curated record. Gene Ontology annotation, cellular component: cytoplasm; prefoldin complex. Gene Ontology annotation, biological process: protein folding; microtubule-based process; tubulin complex assembly. Lineage: Eukaryota; Viridiplantae; Streptophyta; Magnoliopsida; Ericales; Theaceae.